This is a messenger RNA of Ustilaginoidea virens, 738 nucleotides long. RefSeq lists its product as uncharacterized. The transcript is spliced from 3 exons. Bases 1 to 738 code for a protein of 245 amino acids. Lineage: Eukaryota; Fungi; Ascomycota; Sordariomycetes; Hypocreales; Clavicipitaceae. The record is from RefSeq and is a predicted model, not a curated record.
AUGUCUGCGAUUCGAGAUCCCAGCCCCAAGGCACUUUCUUCGUCCACGGCUGCCGAGAAGUCGACUUCUCUACGCGCCAGACUCCGCAGCGAAGACCUGGUCCACCAUCACCACGCAGCCGGCCCUCGAGCAGAUGGCCAAAGCCGCCGCGACAUCUACAGACAGCUCCAAGCCAACUUUUCCGCCGUUUUGCAAGCCGAGCCUUCCAGACCGGGGAGCACGAACGCCCAGAUGGCCCAUAUAGCGGAAUCAUUCGCCCGCUACGGCCAAGAUGUGUACAACACCGCCGUCGAAGCCGUCCAGUCCGCUCACAAAGCCACCUCGUCCGAAAUAGCAGGUUUUCAAGCCCGCGUCUCGUCGACACUCGGCCGCGCCCACGCCCUGUACGACAACAUUGUAUAUCCUCUCUCCGCCACUGUGUGCCAUUCCGAGAGUCUCCCCCGGGCGAGCAUAGCCAAGCACAUCCGGACGCUUCAAAAGCGGCUGUCCGCCGCCGAGGACGAACUCGAAAAGCUGAACGAGGAGUGGAAAGCUUGCAUUGCGGAGGAGGUCCGGAUUCUGACAUGCAAGCGAAACGACGGGGAUGACCAAGCGGAAUGUCUGAAGGAGAAGUAUAUGCGCGAGGUUGAUGAUAUCGUGGCCAAGAAGACGAGCGAGAUUAACGAGCUGGACCGGGAAUAUCGAGAUUUGUUGUGGGCCGAGUCGAAGAAGAUGAUGCAGGCCAUGAUGGCAGACUAG